This is a messenger RNA of Ictidomys tridecemlineatus (thirteen-lined ground squirrel), 3363 nucleotides long. RefSeq names its product NOP58 ribonucleoprotein (gene Nop58). Gene Ontology annotation, cellular component: box C/D methylation guide snoRNP complex; small-subunit processome. The record is from RefSeq and is a predicted model, not a curated record. Gene Ontology annotation, molecular function: snoRNA binding. NCBI's taxonomy places the organism in Eukaryota, Metazoa, Chordata, Mammalia, Rodentia, Sciuridae.
AAGGCCUGAGGGUCCGGUGUUGCGGUUCUAAAUGAGAAGAAACUUCAAGAGGUUGAUAGUUUGUGGAAAGAAUUUGAAACUCCAGAGAAAGCAAAUAAAAUAGUAAAGCUAAAGCAUUUUGAGAAAUUUCAGGAUACAGCAGAAGCAUUAGCAGGGCUGGUUUUCCCCCAUGUGAUGAGAGGUGAGAAGUGGUUAAAUUGAUCUCCCUGUGGAAACCAGCAGCAUAAUGCUGAAGCACAAUUCAGUAAAAGCUGUUCUGCAAGGGACCAAGCAUUCACAGCUCUGAUGGAGGGCAAAAUCAAUAAGCAGUUGAAGAAAGUUCUAAAGAAAAUAGUGAAAGAAGCACAUGAACCUCUGGCUGUAGCUGAUGCUAAACUAGGAGGAGUCAUAAAGGAAAAACUGAAUCUCAGUUGUAUCCAUAGUCCUGUCGUUAAUGAACUUAUGAGAGGAAUCCGAUCACAAAUGGAUGGAUUAAUCCCUGGGGUAGAACCACGUGAAAUGUCAGCCAUGUGUCUUGGAUUGGCCCACAGCUUGUCUCGAUACAGAUUAAAGUUUAGUGCUGAUAAAGUGGAUACAAUGAUUGUUCAGGCGAUUUCCUUGUUAGAUGACUUGGAUAAAGAACUAAACAACUACAUUAUGCGAUGUAGAGAGUGGUAUGGCUGGCAUUUUCCUGAAUUAGGAAAAAUUAUUUCAGAUAAUUUGACAUACUGCAAGUGUUUACAGAAAGUUGGUGAUAGGAGGAACUAUGCUUCUGCCACACUAUCUGAAUUCCUGCCAGAAGAAGUUGAAGCUGAAGUGAAAGCAGCAGCAGAAAUAUCUAUGGGAACAGAGGUUUCUGAAGAAGAUAUUUGCAACAUCCUGCAUCUUUGUACCCAGGUGAUUGAAAUCUCGGAAUAUAGGACUCAGCUCUAUGAAUAUCUACAAAAUCGAAUGAUGGCCAUUGCACCCAAUGUUACAGUUAUGGUUGGAGAAUUAGUUGGAGCAAGGCUUAUUGCUCAUGCAGGUUCUCUUUUGAAUUUGGCUAAGCAUGCAGCUUCUACAGUUCAGAUUCUUGGAGCUGAAAAGGCACUCUUCAGAGCCCUUAAAUCUAGACGGGAUACCCCUAAAUAUGGUCUUAUUUAUCAUGCUUCACUUGUGGGCCAGUCAAGUCCCAAACACAAAGGGAAGAUUUCUCGAAUGCUAGCAGCCAAAACCGUUUUGGCUAUACGUUAUGAUGCAUUUGGUGAAGACUCCAGUUCUGCAAUGGGAGUUGAGAAUAGAGCUAAAUUAGAGGCCAGAUUGAGAACCUUGGAGGAUAGAGGGAUAAGAAAAAUAAGUGGAACAGGAAAAGCGUUAGCAAAAACAGAAAAGUAUGAACACAAAAGUGAAGUGAAGACUUAUGAUCCCUCUGGUGAUUCCACACUUCCAACCUGUUCUAAAAAACGCAAAAUAGAACAGGUAGACAAAGAGGGGGAAGUAACUGAAAAGAAAGCCAAGAAAGCCAAGAUUAAAGUAAAAGUUGAAGAGGAGGAGGAAGAAGAAGUAGUACUAGUAGAAGAAGAGACAUCUACCAAGAAGAAGAAGAAAAAGGAUAAAAAGAAACACAUUAAAGAAGAACCAGUUUCUGAGGAAGAGCCGUGUACCAGCACAGCAAUUUCUAGUCCAGAAAAAAAGAAGAAGAAGAAGAAGAAGAAAGACAUUGAGGAUUAAUGGAAAAGGAAACAAUUUUGGCACCUGGAAACAUCAUGCUUAAGUUUCGGUUGGGAGUAUGCCAGAGAUGCUCUCUAAAAUAAUCAAGGAGAGGUUGAAUGAAACAGUGAUUAAUCAUCUCUAGCUUUUCACACUUGUGUCUUUCUUUAUGUCAACUCUUGUUAACCUUAUUAUGUCAACAUUUGUUAGAGUCUUUGAUAUAUAAAUAAAAAUAUUUUCUUUGUAUUUUAAGGCAGGUCUGUGAUCUCUUGACAUUUAAGUAGUGAGUCUUUGGUCUUUUCUAUAUUUUAUUUGAUAUCUAGUGAUUAUUGUUUUGAUCAUUAUAGUUGAAAAGUUGUUAAUGGUUUGCUUAAUUUGAAACAGUCUUUUGGAAGGCUAUUAUUAUGAUAAGAUGCACCGAUUUAAGUACCUCAUUAUUACUUUUUUGGACUAUUUUUCAUAACCCACCAACCCACCCACGCUCUGUAUUUAUUUAAAUAAAGAUUUGUUUCAUGUUCAAAUUUUAAACUAGGUGAGCAAACCAUUUCAGGGUCUCUCCUAGAAAAAGGAAGAAACUGUUUGUAACUUACUAAAACACCCUGGUUCAAUUUUCAGUACCAAAAAGAAAAACAAUGUCACUUGGAAAACAGUUGGAGAGAAAAAAAAUAUCAGUAGAAAUGAGGCAUAAACUUACAAAAGAAUGCUAGAGAAAGAUCUUUACCUUUUUAAAAUAGUACUUAUUAUGCCAACAGAAACCUGUUUUCUGUAUCAUCAUGACAGUCAUAAGUUUAUCAAAGUAUUAUAUCUUGCCUCUUUAUAUCCUGUGGACGUAAUGCUGAAGUAAGAUUCAAUAAAAGCAUUUGGCAGACCGAAGAAGCUAGAAGCUAGAGACUCUAGCUUUGAUUUCUGCUUUUCUUGUGACCACAAGCAAGUCAAUAACCCUACUUCAGAUUCCUAGUUUGCUGUUAGCUUUAAUAGUGUGAUUAUUUUGCUUUGAGAAAACAAUGUCGUUUUGUGGUACGCAGUAGGAUGUGUCCCAGAUUAUAUGAGGCUUUUGUUUGUUUUGUUUUGUUUUGUUUUGUUUAUGGUUUUUGGUACCAGGAAUUGAACCCAGGGGUGCUCAACUGAGCCACAUGCCCAGUCCUUUUUAUAUUUUAUUCAGAGACAGGGUCUCGUUAAGUUUCUUGGGACCUUGCUAAGUUGCCAAGGGUGGCUUUGAACUCACAUCCUCCUGCCUCAGCCUCCUGAGCUGCUGGAAAUACAGGCAUGUGCCACUACACCUGGCUGUUUUUAACACCUUUCAUGAAAGUAAUUCAUUGAUCUACCAAGAAUGGUAUAUUAAAAAGCUUUUACAUCUGAAAAAAGUUUAGACUGAGAAUGCUAACUAAAAACUUCUAGUGGUUUUGAAUUCUUCUCUACAGGCCUGAGGAAAGCCUUAAAGUCUGUCUCUCAUGAUCCUUAAAUUUCAGCCUUUCUGUGUUAGGUGAAACUAUAGGCUCAUGCCACUGCACCCACCUAUACCUAAUUUUGAUUAGCAAAUUUGAAUUAUUUUCUAUGAACCCACAUAAAAUAAUCCUUUCUUAAAACAUUUAUUCUAUGGCUAGGAAUGUGGCUCAGUGGUAGAGAACUUGGUUGGCAUACCAAAAAAAAAAAGCUUGUAACUUGGAUUCAUCCUUUAUCCCAACUCUACCACUA